AUGGGAGCUUUUGAUUUCGAGUAGACGGAAGAAGAAAGAGAAUGGUUUGCCGAAACCUUGGAAAAAAUUUUAGUCGAACCAUUGACCAAUGAAACACGCAAAACGAUAGCUACAGAAAUGCUCAAGAGUCAAGCUUUUGACAACUUUCUGGCCAUAAAAUUUGUCAGUCUAAAGAGAUACGGAGGAGAAGGAGCCGAGAGUAUGAUGGCCUUCUUUCAUGAAUUGUUCAAACUAUGUGCCUAUGAUAAUUUGGAACAUGUGAUUAUUUGUGCUGCACACCGCGGCCGUCUUAAUCUAUUAACGGGACUACUAAACUUUCCACCAGAGAAAUUAUUUCGUAAAUUAGGAGGAUUUUCUGAAUUUUUGGACACAAUCAAAUGUACCGGAGAUGUCAUUAGCCAUCUUAUAAGCUCCACUGAUCUUAACAUAGAUAAAAAGAGUCUUCACGUAACUAUGCUUCGAAAUCCAUCACAUUUAGAAAUAGUAAAUCCCGUGGCGAUGGGAAAAACUCGAGGAGUUAUGCAGACAAUUAAAGAAGCCGCAUAUAGUGAUAAUGAAAAUGCGACAUGGAGCAAUCGAGUAAUAAACAUUCAGAUACACGGAGAUGCUGCCUAUCCAGGGCAAGGAGUUAAUCAAGAAUGCUUAGUUUUAAGCAAAACGCCACAUUUUGAAAUUGGUGGUACAAUUCAUUUGAUAAUUAAUAAUCAAUUAGGUUUUACAACUCCAUCUUCAAGGAGUCGAUCAUCAAAAUAUUGCACAGAUUUAGCAAAAAUUAUAUCUGCACCUGUAAUUCAUGUAAAUGGUGACAACCCUGAGAUGGUUGUACGAGCUGCACGAAUAGCUUUUAAAUAUCAAAGACAAUUCCGAAAGGAUGUAUUUGUUGAUCUAAAUUGUUUUAGAAGAUGGGGUCACAAUGAACUAGAUGAUCCUACAAUCACUAAUCCCCUCAUGUAUAAAAUUAUACAAAAUCGUGCAUCUAUACCAGAUCGAUAUGUAGAGAAGCUAAUAGACAUCAAUAUUAUUACUCGAGAAAAAGUUACAGAUAUCGUUAAAAAUCACACAGUAUGGUUGAAUAAAACUCUAAAAGAAUCUUCGAAGAUUGUAUCAGGACAAUCAGACAUUUAUGGCGGAAGAUGGGCGAAAAUGAAACAAGCUGAAACCAAUAUAACACGAUGGGAUACUGGCGUUGAACGAGACUUGUUACAAUUCGUGGGAGAAAAAAGUGUUCAAGUACCACCGAAUUUC
Messenger RNA from Wasmannia auropunctata (little fire ant), 1245 nucleotides. Its product is annotated as probable 2-oxoglutarate dehydrogenase E1 component DHKTD1, mitochondrial. NCBI's taxonomy places the organism in Eukaryota, Metazoa, Arthropoda, Insecta, Hymenoptera, Formicidae. The record is from RefSeq and is a predicted model, not a curated record. Gene Ontology annotation, molecular function: thiamine pyrophosphate binding; oxoglutarate dehydrogenase (succinyl-transferring) activity. Gene Ontology annotation, biological process: tricarboxylic acid cycle. The annotation marks the transcript as partial. The transcript is spliced from 6 exons.